UGGUGUCGGUUUAUUGCACACACGUAGCCGGCUGUAAAUUGUAAACAGACCAACAAGUUGGAUCAACAUAUGGUUUUGUAAACUGUAAAAAGUGUUAGAUUACCAACAGCCAUGACAUCAAUUAAAAGUCUAGAAGCAAGGAUAGCGCAGCUAGAAGAUGAGCUCAAGGAAGAGAAGCACAAGACAAAGUCUGCUCGACAGAAAAUUUCUCAGAUGAGCUCUGAAGUGGUAGAUUCAAAUCCAUACAGUCGAUUGAUGGCUUUGAAACGGAUGGGCAUCGUAGAAAAUUACGAGAAAAUACGCGACUACACGGUGGCUGUGGUUGGCAUCGGUGGAGUCGGAAGUGUUGCUGCUGAAAUGCUGACUCGAUGUGGUAUUGGAAAGUUACUUCUGUUUGAUUACGACAAAGUUGAAUUAGCCAACAUGAACAGACUUUUCUUUCAACCACAUCAAGCAGGACUCAGCAAAGUAGAGGCUGCAGAACGGACGCUAAGAGAAAUCAACCCAGAUGUAGAGUUUGAGACAUACAACUACAACAUCACGACACUAGAAAACUUCAAACAUUUCAUGGAAAGACUUUGCAAUGGUAGCUUGCAAGGUGACCUGCCCAUUGAUCUGGUGCUGUGUUGUGUGGACAACUAUGAGGCUAGAAUGGCAAUAAAUACCGCUUGCAAUGAAGUGGGGCAGCAGUGGUUCGAGUCAGGCGUGAGUGAGAAUGCAGUCUCUGGACACAUACAGUACAUCAAUCCCGGCGAGACAGCUUGCUUCGCAUGCGCUCCACCUCUUGUGGUGGCAUCCAACAUUGAUGAGAAAACGUUGAAGAAGGAUGGUGUGUGUGCAGCCAGCCUCCCGACGACCAUGGGCAUCGUGUCAGCCUUACUUGUACAGAACACGCUAAAGCUCUUGCUGAAGUUUGGAAAAGUAUCACACUAUGUUGGUUACAAUGCGAUGGAGGAUUUCUUUCCCACCAUGUCAAUGAAACCGAACCAGGAAUGUGACGACCGCUACUGUGUGAAGCAGCAGCUUUUGUACCAGGAGAGGGUGGUCACCACCUGCGAACAGGGUCCAGUUUCAGACGCCACGGAUGAGGUUGUGCAUGAAGAGAAUGACUGGGGUAUUAGCUUAGUUGAUGAGACAAGUGAGGAAGUGCUGCAUGCAGUGGAUGGAGGAAUUGUUCCCGAUCUUGUGGAGGGUGUCAGAUUAGCCUACACCAAGCCUGUCACUAAUACUCAGGAGGGCGAGAGCAUAGAGGAGACUGAACAAAGUCUGGAAGAACUGAUGGCUCAGAUGAAGGGGAUCUAACACGCAAUGUAUCACCAACUAAGAUAGGAAUGUCUAGACCAAGUUUUUGAUGGUAUGACAUUUUCGCAUCCAGUUUCAUGCUGUAAUGUCUAUUUGUAGCGGGAUCUGUUGGUCUGUAUUGAACUCAAGUAUAUACUCAAGUAUAAACAUAAGAUAUGUCUGUUCAAGUGCAUUUGAAAUAUAUUGCCAUUUACUAUUUAUGAUAGUGAUCUCUAAGAGGAUCAGCGCAGAGGGCAUAUCCAUCUACUAUUCCAGUAAAUCGAGGAAGCAGUUUAAAUUAUGCUGUACUAGAAUGUAACUGAAGUGGAAAAAGUGGUUUACCGUUUCUCCUUACCGCAAGCUUAUAUUGGGGUUAAAAGAAAGAUGUAUCCAUAUUUAUUACUUGUUAUUUCUGAAUAAAGCUGCAAGCAUUUAUUUUAUGGGCAAA
Messenger RNA from Priapulus caudatus, 1729 nucleotides. RefSeq names its product ubiquitin-like modifier-activating enzyme 5. Gene Ontology annotation, molecular function: UFM1 activating enzyme activity. The transcript is spliced from 12 exons. NCBI's taxonomy places the organism in Eukaryota, Metazoa, Priapulida, Priapulimorpha, Priapulimorphida, Priapulidae. Gene Ontology annotation, cellular component: cytosol; cytoplasm. The record is from RefSeq and is a predicted model, not a curated record. Gene Ontology annotation, biological process: protein ufmylation. Bases 112 to 1302 code for a protein of 396 amino acids.